Messenger RNA from Megalobrama amblycephala (Wuchang bream), 4698 nucleotides. RefSeq names its product phosphatase and actin regulator 4b (gene phactr4b). Lineage: Eukaryota; Metazoa; Chordata; Actinopteri; Cypriniformes; Xenocyprididae. Gene Ontology annotation, molecular function: actin binding. Gene Ontology annotation, biological process: actin cytoskeleton organization; neural crest cell migration. The record is from RefSeq and is a predicted model, not a curated record. Bases 712 to 3297 code for a protein of 861 amino acids. The transcript has 16 exons.
UGCAUUUCCCCUUUAGUCUGGGAAGUACUGAAAACAUCACUGAACAUAUAACACAUCUGAGAAUGUUUUCCGUUAUGAUGAUCAGCUGACUUUUCAGCAACGCACGAGAGCUGUUUUUACGCAGACGUAUUUGUUUACGGGGGGAAAAAAUGUAUGGAGAACGAAGCUCCUCAUUUUAAUUCAGCAGAAAAUUCCCAGUGCUUUCUGAAUGUAUCUCCCCUCAUUUUCAUGUCCAUUUGAAAUAUGUGCGAUGAGGAGCACGCGCGUCCACUCGCAGUGGGCAUUUCGCAUCUACCGCCUGUUUUUUUUUCUCCAUUGUUACUCAAAAUCUAACGGAACCGUUUACGAGAGCCGGUGUCUGAUCCUUAUCACAUGCAGAGACUGAUCUCGUCAUCUUGCGUAACAUCGAGGAAGAUCUCAUCCUUUCAGCAUCUGAUUUGUUCUUUGUGCACGAGUCGUUUUGAGGACUUGAUUAGCUCGCAGCUCCAUCAGAGCAUCACUCAUUCAUUGCUCGAGUGAAGCUCUAAUUUCUCUGGUGUGCAUGAGCGAAAGAUUGAGAUGGAUUGCCGGUUGCAAGGAAACCCCUGGAGAUGAGCGAAUGCACCCUGUCUGCUGGUCUGAACCCUUUGAUAUAGACGAACAGAGGCACCACGGAUGACCACCAAUGACCUUCACCACUGAUCCAUUUAUCGUUUUGUCUCAGAUUCUGUAAUGGAAAAUCGAGAUGAUGAGGGUGACCACCAGCACAGCACCAUGGGGAGCGAAGGGGGCACGGCAGGGGAAGGCACCCCUCCUCCCAAGCGCAAGGGAAAGUUCUCUACCCUGGGUAAGAUCUUCAAACCCUGGAAAUGGAGGAAGAAGAAAAGCAGCGAGAAGUUUCAGGAAACUUCAGAAGUUUUGGAAAGAAAGAUGUCGAUGAGGAGGCCAAGACAGGAACUGAUCGAGCAGGGAGUGCUAAAGGAGCUUCCUGACAAUGAAUCAGGUGAGGCCCAUGGCCACAAGCCACACUAUGUGAAGAAUGGUCACACUCUGCCUGUAGGAGUUGGUGGAGGUCUGGGGCUAGAGCAGGUUCACUCGCCCUCUGAAUCUGAAUUCAGGGUCAACCCUGUCUGGCUGCCGCAGCAUGAUGACCGCAGAGGUCGCGCCCCCUCUGAUGGGGAUCAUCGCGGAGCAUUGGGCCCCCGGGCCUCCAAUCAGGACGAAGGCAGGAGAAGCGGUUGGUCUGUCGGGACGGAGGACUGGAAAUCUAAUCUAGCCUGGCAGGGAGAUGAUAUCCGACGUGGAGGAAGACCUCACGCUGAAGUGGACAAGAGGCCUGGGCUAAUGAAAGCCCCAUCUGAGGAUGGGCGCAGGACUCGCCCCGAAUCAGACUGGAAGCCGACGCUUCCCCGUCACUCGUCUGUCGAAGAGGGAAGGGGAAGACGAGAGUCUGACAGCAAUCAAUAUGUUCCUAACUCAGAGGUUCUGAGGGACACACUGCGAGAGCCUCUGCCCCCCAAGCAAUCUGUCAUGCCCCCGAAAUGGCUUAUGACCUCCACCCCGGAACCUGGUGUUGACAGCUUGCCUCGCACCCCUGUCCACAACCCUGCAGCUGGUUUCUCCUCUUCCUCAGCCUCUUCCAACUCCUCCUCCUCCUCAGCUGUCAGCACAGCUGGAAAACCGCUACGAAACGUCUCCUCAGCUGGUGCCAACACACAAGCUUCCAGUGGCCCUCCCCUCACCACUUCCUCAGGGCCAUCCUCAAUGGGCGCUGUCCCAACUCAGCCCACAAAACAGCCCCCCCUCCCUCCACCCAAGCCAAUCAACCGUAGCAACAACCCCGCCAUGUUGGCCUCCACCCUGCACGGGGGUGACGGCAGCGAUUUCCCCCUCUACUGGUCCUGUUGGAAGCGUGAGGGUGACCAUGACGUCUACCUGUCCCUGCCUGUCUACCUCUGCCGGCGGGCAGGAGGCAUGCGCACAGCUGAACUUUCACAAGGAGGCACCAACCUAGUACCAGUCAAACCUUCGCCCCCCAUGCCCCCGAAGAGAACCACGCCUGUUACCAAGCGCAAUGCAGAAGACUCCCCACUGACCAUUUCCUCUCUUCCCUCCAUUCUGUCCGAGGACAUGAGGGCCAACAUCCCUGGGGGCUACCAGCUGCCCCCACCUCCCCCAUCCCCACCUCUCCCCUCACACAUCCCCCCGUCCCCUCCACGGGCCCACACCCAUCACCUCCUCCACCAACACUCCUACCCCUACCCCCUGCCCCAGCCACUUCCUGUCCAUUUUGACCCCCCCAGCCCUCCAGAGGAACCGCCUGCCCGUCAAGCACCCGUUCCCUUACACAUCAUGAUCCAGAGGGCGCUCAGUAGCCCAGGACCCACCCUCCCACACCCAGAUGGCUCCCAGCGUGCCCACUCACUGCUGUUUGAGACACCGCCGGAGUACCAGGGCGGCCGCCCACUGCCAGUGACCAUCCAGCCUCUCAAACUGGAUGAGGAUGACUACUCUGAUGAAGAGGAGGAGGAAGAGGAUGACGAUGAUGAUGAUGAGGAACCUCCACCUGAUCACCUCCCAUCCCCUCAGUCCCAACCAGAUCUUGAGCCUCGUAGCCGCAGAUGUCUGGUGGGGGACCUGAGCGUCAGCAUCAUCCCUGAAGGAAACAACAGCAGUGAGGAAGAGGAAGAUGAGGAAGAUCAGCAGCCAGAGGAGAGCGAUUCAGACGGACCCGUGCUGUACAAGGAUGAUGAAUCAGAUGAAGACGAGGAGGAUGAUAGCCCACCAAGUGCUCUGGCCAGCAGGGUGAAAAGGAAGGACACAUUGGCGCUGAAGCUGAGCAGUCGGCCCUCUGCCCCAGACAGACAGGCUCCUGAGAGGCAGGCCAAAGUAGAGCACACGGGUCUGUCGUGGCAGAGCAAGGAGCAGUGGGAGGCCAUCCGCACACAGAUUGGUAGUGCACUCACUCGACGAUUGAGCCAGAGACCUACUGCUGAGGAGUUGGAACAGAGAAACAUUCUCCAGCCCAAAAACGAAGCGGACAGACAAGCAGAGGUCAGGGAGAUCAAGCGCAGACUCACCAGAAAGUUGAGUCAACGACCGACUGUAGCCGAACUACAGGCUCGGAAAAUAUUACGUUUCCACGAGUACGUGGAGGUCACGUGCGCUCAGGACUAUGACCGCCGCGCUGACAAGCCAUGGACCAAACUCACCCCCGCAGACAAGGCUGCUAUUCGUAAAGAGCUCAAUGAGUUUAAGAGCUCUGAGAUGGAAGUGCACGAGGAAAGCAGAAUUUACACAAGGUUCCAUCGUCCUUAGCGGCGUCUUUUAACUGGAAAACGAAGCACUUAAAGGCCGGUGGAUAUUGGGAUGAAAUGGCUGUUUUUUCUGGUGAGGAGCCUCAGGGUGUCAGAGCGCCUCUCAGACUGCUUUUACUAUGAAUGUACUUCUUCAAUGCCACAGGGUCACCUGGAGCAUUCAGAAACGAAUCAAAACAAAAUCAAAACAGACCGUUUCUCAGUUGUCCACCCACUGACGUGUGGGACGGGUGACCUCUGGGGGACAGAUGCAGUAUUUCUCCUGGACUUUAGGGGACCCACGUGCCAAGAACGAGAGGCGAUGAAGGACUUUUUAGAGGAUGUUACUUGUGCCAAUGGCAGAUAUUCCUCUCUCUACUCUCUGAAUGGCCUUUUUUCUGCUUUUACUUCAUAUGAUAAACUUUAUUUCCUUUCAGGGAAGUGUAACAAAGUUAAAAAUAAUAGUAAUAAUAAUGAUGUGACAAUAAUAAAUACAGUAAUAAGUGUUAGUUACUGACAAAUAGCAGGGCAGACAGAGGAACUGCAAGAAUAAGGCCUGAGCCUGGACAUUAAUUGUGUAUUUGUGUAUGUUUGUAUAGGCUGCUGUAAUUUUUCUCUUAGUUUGGAACGUUCUAAAUGUUAGAUACUUUAAGGCUCAAGAUUUUUUUUUUUUUUUUCAUAACUUUCGCUUUAUUCGAGACAGGGUUACAGAUUCCCCCUACUUUGUGGUCCUCACUGUUUGAAAAGAAUAGAACAUAGGUUAAAUUUUUAGAUAGAAUGUAAGCAUUGCAUAUCUCACUAUUGAUCUACAGCGAAACUGUGAUCUGUUAUCUUUUACAAUCUUUUUUUAUUAAUUGCAUCACCUCUGUAAAAGUGAGGUCCAGCUAUUUCAGUUUUAAGAAGUGUCCAAAUUAUGUUUACAAAAUAUUUUAUUUCUAAAUAAAAAGGAUUUCCUGAUUAUUUAUUACCCAUUUAAAAGGAGAAUGAAUUUAGUCCGGACACGCACUGAUACAGCUCUAAAAAUGACGUUUUUGUAAAGUACUGUUGACAGGGAGGUUUUUGCGGCAGGAACUCUUCUUCAUUUUUUUGCCAUUAUUUUGUCAUUUAUGUUGUUUUUGGCCAGUAGGAUUAUAGGAAUUGCUCUGCUGUACAGAUCUAUUCUGUAGAUGAAACUGACUGUUUGUGUAUAUCUUGUCUUCCUUUUAUUUUAAAAAAUAUUUUAAAUAUAUUGAAACUCAUAUAGGUUACUAUUUUUUUAAGCACAAAAUUAUUAGUGUAUUAUUCAGCACUACAAGAAUGGGAGCAGAAUGUUCCAUUGUAAUGUAGCGGUGUAUAUUAUUGCUUUUUAAUUAUAUGUGAAACUGACAGUAAAUUUGCUGUUUAGGUGUAAACACUAAAUCUAAAUUAAAAUGCUUACCAAUAA